This is a messenger RNA of Nothobranchius furzeri (turquoise killifish), 9011 nucleotides long. It is a transcript of the gene gse1b, whose product is annotated as Gse1 coiled-coil protein b. Lineage: Eukaryota; Metazoa; Chordata; Actinopteri; Cyprinodontiformes; Nothobranchiidae. The record is from RefSeq and is a predicted model, not a curated record.
CUAGCGGGUCCCAUGGAUCGGGGAUGGAUGGCGCAGUGUGUACAGUGGGAGCGAGUUUAGCAGCCAAAGUUCCUCAGCUCAAGCAGGAAAGUUCGCUGGAUGUGGUGAUCCCAGCUCCUCUUGUCAUGGAUGUCCUGCACCAGCACGCGGACACCGACGCGUGAAAUAACGCGGACCUUGAUGCAGCUGCGUGGAUGUAUUUGGGGGGAAAAGAUCAAAGUUAACGUUCUGCUGGCUUCGCUGCACGCUGCUGCCCUUUCAAUGGACUGUCGGUUGUCUUAUCGCGCUGUAAGUUGGACAAAAACUCAUCGCAUGUUUGGAGAGAAGUGUUUAUCAGCAGAAUGACCUGGCAGCUGACGUUAUGCCGUGUGGUCCAGCCGUAGGUGUUAUAAAACUAUGAACUCUCCCUGUGAGCAGGAACUGGGAGCCUUAUCUCGGAAACACCGACUCAUGGCUGCAGCGGUGCCCGGUGAGGACAGCCCAUUGCCCCGCAACGCGUCCAGAGCUGAUCGGAAUGGAUUAGGGGGUUUUGUCCACUGUUUCAUAUGUGGAAGCGGAGUCACACCUGGGAAAGAAUUACGGCUGCAAGUGACGUAUAAGAAAGAGAGGUUUCCCUUUUUCCCAUUCCUCCAAAACCAGGAGCCAGCCCCGGGCGCGUGCGAGCUGAGCCCGGAUGGACACGCGCUGGUGUGCGCUGUGUGCCACUGCUUUCUGACGGAGCAGUGGAAUUCCUUCGAGCGGAGCAGGACACCCAUUGAGAAGCGCAUGUACUGGUUGAAGCGACCCUACCAGUGCGACUCUCGGCGGGUCCCGCAGGAGUGGAACAUCUCCUACGACUUGGAGAGGAGGGUCGAUGUCGGCGGGGGCGCAGAGUCGGAUUUCUCAUCCUUUUCUGACAAUGAAAACAUCUCAGAUCAGGAGAUGGAUCUAGUCGACAGAAUCGUCCCAGGAAAGGAAAAGUAUCUGAGAGCACCUGGAAAAUCGCCAAGAGACAGUAGCAGGAAAAACAAUGUCAUCAGUAUUAAAAACAGCCCGGAUUCACAGCGGGCGACGCGCUGCGCGGUGGGUGUUUAUGACGCGCAGGCAUUGCCUAAAGCGGAGAGCGUUCAGCCGGCAAGGCGCGGUGCUAAAAUUAUGAAUAAUGUCCGUCAGUCAUCAGGAUCUCCGGUAAAGUCCCAGGAGAGACUCCCUCAGCGAUGUUAUGACAAUCCCCAGCCUGACACACCUGUGCAAGACAACGGGGUCAUUAUACGCAACAGGCGCUGGCUGCAGGAGGAGAAUGUCAGACAUGUGGAGCCGCGUCAGAUCCAGCGUGUUGCCGACAGCAGCUGUGCUCCAUCCAGACACCCAUCGCUGCUGCACCGAGGGAGAGCCCUGGAUAACUCCCUGUCUUCUGUUGGCACGGCUGCUGUCAUCUCUAAAUGUAACGUGGCUGUUCCCAGGGAGAAUAACUCUGACAGCUCAGAUGAAGAUGAGAUUAACAUCACAAGUGAUGAUGACAGGGACAUGUAUGGCCGCAAAGCAGGCUCAAUAACUCAGCUCAGACCUGUCACAGACCUCUCAGCCAGAAGGAGUGUCCCUUCACCUCACACUGCAAACUCCAGUGCAGAGGAGUGUGUGUGCUACAUCUGUGGCACCGGGCUCAGACAAGAUGGUUGUUUCGAAAUCAGCGUACAGAAACAGGAGCGGGCCCAGGGGGAGCCCUUCUUUCCCUUCCUGUGGCUUCACUCAGCUCCCAGAGGUGCAGUGCCCAUCAGUCCAUCAGGCACGACCAUUGUCUGUGGAAGCUGCCACACCUCUCUCAUACAGCAGUGGCAGAGCUUCCAGCUGGCUGAUGUGCCUGUCCUCCAGCGCCUGUAUGUAGUCCCUAUAAAUCAGGACACCAGUGCCCUCCAUCCCUCCCAGCACACUCUGCGUGACGAAAAGACUCCUGUUUCAACAGAGCAUUUACCUGAACCUAAAACGUUCCAUGAAGCCUGUUUCCUUUGUGGCAAAGAGUGCAGAGGAGAUAUCAGAGUGGUAUAUGCACAAGCUGGUGUUGGAAAAUCCCGCACUGUGAUGUACUUCCCUUUCAUCAACAUGCUGCCUUGUCCACCCAAUGCUCAGAGAGUGAGGAAUGGCCGUGUGCACUGUUGCUCACAGUGCCAUUCUCUUCUGGAGGACAUCUGGGGGGAAUAUCGGCUCAGCCUCAGUGAAGACCUUAUCACAUCUGUUAGCUCUUUCCUCAUUAGGUACCACACAUCCAUGUCCAUUGAGGGGUCAGGUCCAUCACACACGCAUUUAGGACUGACUUCACACGCCAGUGGCUCCGUGUCCGUGUGUUACCUGUGUGGAGCGGAGCUGACUGCAGGAGGAGAGUACCAGCUGCAUGUCAACCCACCGGGUCGUUGUGGGGAGAGGGAGCCUUUUUUUCCUUUUCUCACAGUUCACCCUCCUGCACCCCGAGCCAAGCCAGUUGAUGCCACAGGUCUGGUGUCAGCCUGUAAGCUUUGCUACCACGACCUGCAGGCUCAGUGGGCCCAACAUGAAAACAGGGGUCUGGAUCCUUCCACUUCUAGCUCAUCAAAAGCUACCUCCCAGCCACCAAGCUCCCCCUGGGCUCGCCAAUACAGCUGUGAGGCGUUUGUGUGUUUCUUCUGCAGGCAGGAGCAACGCAGGCAAGGAAGGCUAUGCACCAUCACUGUGGCCCGGCUGCCUGUGUUUCUGUAUGCUCCGCGGAACCCUCAUACUCUUCUCGUGGAUGAUGGUAGCCGGCUGGUGAUUGGCUCGUGUGUGGAUUGCAAAGCGGUGGUGCAGGUGGGACAGAGCAUGCAGCAGGAUGGGGGAAUCCUGGAACAUAAAGCCUCGAUCGGAGAAAAGAAAGAUCCAGAAUCAGAGCUGGCGCAAUCAAGACAUAAGGCAGGAACUACAUCUGCAACUGGAACUGCUGAAGAGGUGGAUUCGGGUUUGAGGCCUUCACAGCCUGCAGUGCCUGAUCGCACGUCUUCAUGCCCGGUGACCUUAGAGGCCGAGAAAGCUGACCAUCAACAUUCCAGCAUGAGCCAUGAGCCAAAGUCACCAUCAUUAGGAAUGAUCUCCACAGCGACACGUACCACGGCGACAGUCAGCCCCCUCACCCCGUCGCCUCUUAACGGCUCCAUCGUAGCAAAUGGAAGCCCAGCUGCGCAGUCGGCCCACUCUGGAUUUGCUGCAGCCCUCCGUAAACUGGCAAAACAAGCUGAAGAACCCCGAGCUGCAUCCUCCAUCAGCAGCGAGUCAUCUCCAGUGUCCUCCCCAGCAACCAACCACAGCUCUCCAGUCAGUACGCCCAAAAGAGGUCCACUGGGUCCAGGGCCUGUCCUGGUUCCCCCAUCGGGCCACAGUGUGCCAAACACUCCACCUGUAGUCACCAUUGCUCCAACAAAGACAAGCAACGGCCUGUGGAGGAGUGAAGGACGCCAGGCUGACUCGGGGCCUCGAGGGGCCAGCAGGGAACGUCUGGGUGCUGAGGGGUCCUUCUCCCAGGAGAAAGGUGGCCCCUCAGUUCCUGCUCACCUCCUGGGAAACCCCUAUGCCUUUGGUCUCACCCCUGGUGCGGUCAUGCAGGAUUCGCGUUUUCAGCCCCUUAACUUGCCCAGACAGUUGCCUAACACAGUGCCUCCUGGUCCUGUACCAGAAGAGUACCUCCGGGGCUUCCGGCCCUAUCCAACAGCCGAGGAUGCCCUCAGGAUGCCAUCUCUGCCUUUGGGCCUGGACCCAACAGCCUAUUACCACCCCGGCUACAUGCCCCACCCCUCUUUUGCGCCAUACAGAAUGGAUGACCCGUUCUGCCUCUCUGCUUUAAGGUCACCUUUCUAUCCACUGCCAACAGGGGGAGCGUUACCCCCCAUCCAUCCUUCUGCUGUUCACAUGCACCUUCCAGGGCUCCGCUACCCUGGAGACUUUGCACACCCUUCGCUGUCAGCGCUGCAGUCUGAGAGGCUCCAGCUGGAUGAUGAGCUGCGGCAGCGCGAGAGGGAGCGCGAACGGGAGCGUGAGCGGGAAAAAGAGAGGGAGCGCGAGGCGGAGAGGGAAAAAGAGCGGGAGAGAGAACGAGAGCGCGAACGGGAACGAGAGAAGGAGCUGGAGAGGGAAAGGGAGCGAGAGAGAGAACGGGAGCGUGAGAGAGAAAGAGAGAAGGAGAAGGAGAGGGAGAAGGAACUGGAGAGGCAGAAGGAGAGGGCACUGAGAGAGAAGGAGCUGCAGGCAGCCAAGGCCAUGGAGAACCACUAUCUUGCUGAGCUCCACUCGAUGAGGGGACAAGAGGAACGAACCAAGCCUGAGAGACUAACGCCCAAUCGGGCUGAUAAAACCAAAGAGCCUGCCCUUCCAGCUCCCAAACCAGUUCCACCUGGAAUCCACUCCUCAAUGGUCUCGCCCCAUCAUCCUGUUCCUGGUCUAAUCCCAGGCCACGGCCUCUACCUGGGGCCCGGCGCUGUAGCCAUGGGGCUCCCAGCCUCGAUUAUUGCACAGAAGGCCAAUGAGGAGGAGAGGUGGUUGGCGCGGCAACGCAAGCUGCGUCAAGAGAAAGAGGAUCGUCAGUACCAGGUGUCUGAAUUCCGCCAGCAGGUUCUGGAGCAGCAUCUGGAUAUGGGCCGGCCCGCUGACGCACCAGAUCACAGGACAGACUCACACAGAUCUGUACAAAACCACCACGAACCAGGAAGCAGAGAACAUCACCCCCACUUAGGUGCCCCGCCCCCCCUCAUCUCCCCCAAACCUCCACAGCCACCUCGUGAACACCACCCUCCACCUCCCACCACACUGUGGAACCCUGUCUCUCUCAUAGAAACAUCUUCUGAAUCCAGACGGAGCCACGAGCCCUCAGGGAUGGGCCACUAUGAGCUCAGUCGGUUACCCCCAGGACCCUCCAAAUAUGAGGAUAUAACUCGAAGAAGAGACGUGGGAGCGAUGGAGAAAUAUCCCCCUCUGAGAGGUCCUCCAGGGCUGCCUGAGCCCAGCACUUUUUUGGCAGAUCUAGAGAAAUCCACACAGACUCUCUUGAACCAGCAGAGGGCGUCACUGCCUCUGACAAGCCAGUAUGAAAUGGAAGGAAGCACCAAAAUCAAUGCUGGGCUGAAGAACCUCCAGGGACACCCGGGGCAUGGGAGACAUGGACACGGUCCUGGGAUGGUUUCUGGGUUGGGGGUGGCGCAGGUUACCCCACUGGGGAUGGUUCCAGACACGAUGCUGAUCUACGACGAGUUUCUGCAGCAGCACCGGAGGCCCGUCAGCAAGCUGGACCUGGAGGAGAAGAGGAGAAGGGAGGCCAGGGAGAAUGGUUACUACUAUGAGCUGGAUGACUCGUAUGAUGAGAGUGAUGAAGAGGAGGUGAGAGCCCAUCUCAGGAGAGUAUCAGAGCAGCCCCCACUGAAGCUGGAUGACUCUACUGAGAAAUUAGACCUUUUCAAAGUGGUAGGCCUGACCACGGUGGGCCGGCGUGACGAUCUGGUGCAGCAGAAGAGAAGAAAAAGGAGGAGACUGCUGAAGGAGCGCAGCCCUUCCCCUCCCGCCUCACAAUCAAAACGCGCUCCCCCUCCUCCUCCUCCGCUCAGCACACGCUUCACUCCUGAGGAAAUGGACCGAGCGCCAGAGCUGGAGGAUAAGAAGCGAUUCCUCACCAUGUUUAGACUGUCUCAUGUCACUAUGCAGCAGAGGAAAGACAAUGAAAGGGUGGUGGAACUGCUUCAAGCCAUUAAAGAGAAGAGUGUAACCUUGGAUACCAUCAGGCAUGCACCUCAUCCACUGUGUAAGAGCCCUCCAGCACAUGCACAUGAUUCAGCGUUCAGCCAGCACUCUGAAUCUGAGGACCACUAUAACGUCAGACUACAGAGCCCCCCCUCUCAUUGCCCAGCAUCCCCCAACGGCCAUUCAAAAUCCCUCGGAGACACGUUAAGGCCAAAGGCACCCCCCUCUCCAGCUGUCUACCCAGCUAAGGCCCGGGGGCCCAGCGAGGGUCCCCACUCAAAGCGGAGCUCCAGCUUGCUCAACAGCUUGCGGCCCCCGCUCCCCCUGCAGGCUAAAGAGGGGCUGCACAGCAUCAAUGGACGCUCAAAACCCUGGGACAGUUUCACCCCGGAGGAAUUUGCCCAGCAGUUUCACGAGUCUGUGCUUCAGUCCACUCAGAAGGCUCUGCAGAAACAUAAAGGGACAGCGGUAGGUGUGUCAGAGUCCUCCCACCUCCAGGAGUCCUCCGUCCACUACAACAUCCCCGAGCUUCAGAGCGCACCCAGCCGGCCGCCGCAUUCACAGCCUCACACGAACGCGCCUUCAUUUCCUCACCCGCCAUCACACUCCCACCCUCAGCCCAACGGGCAGCACUUUUCACUGCAUCUGCACAAGGAGGCUGCAGUGAUCAGGGAGGACGUCUCCGGUCCAGACAACUCUGAGGAGGAAGAAGAGGAGGAGGAAGAGGAGCCUCCUGUUUCCAAGUGGCAGGGAAUUGAAUCGAUAUUUGAAGCCUAUCAAGAUUAUAUUGAAGAGCAAAGUUUGGAGAGACAAGUGUUGCAGAGUCAGUGUCGAAGACUAGAAACUCAGAACUACAACCUCAGUCUGACUGCUGAGCAGCUGUCUCAUAGCAUGGGGGAGCUGAUGUCCCAAAGACAGAAGCUAGCAGUGGAAAGAGAGAAGCUACAAGCAGAACUGGAGCACUUCAGGAAGUGUUUGACACUGCCACAGACACACUGGCCAAGGGGCGGUCAUUACAAAGGCUACCCUCCAAGGUGACCCCGCCACGGCGUUUUGAUGACCCCCUGAACCCCCAAACACCUCCCUUCCAGACUUGAACCCAGAGUUUAUUUUUCACAGCCUGGUCCUCGUGGCACCAUACAGGAGAACGUGGCAGGCUAGCUAAGAUUAGUGAGAAAAUGAAUAAAUGGAGUGAAUGAGUAGACAGGUGAAUGCUCAGGGGAGGGAGAGGCAUUCGGUGAAGGACAGUUAGGAUUUGGAUUGUGGCUUGCCAGGGACUGAACCGAAAACCACUGACGCGUGCCAAUGUAGCCAACCUGCGAGCGGCGAGGCGGAACCUGAACAUCCACGCAGACGCACCUGCUGCUUCCACUAUCCAGCUCCUGCUGCUCUGUCGGUCGGUCCAUCCCCGCACCCCUCGGCGCCACAGACAAUCCUGCCAAUGAAGGAGCCGCUUCCCCAGGAGGGGGUUUGUCACAAGACUUGAGAGCUCAACGCAAAGGCUUCCAGUCAGUUGGGACAGAUUUUUUUUUUCCAGAGGCCACGUGAGCUUUUUGAACUGGAAAUGCACUUAAGAAUCAAAGCUGAAGAACUACCUGUUGGUACCGCGUUACAACAAAGAACUAUUCACACUAGGGAAGAACUUAAGAAAUGUACUUUUUUUUUUUUUGGAAAAGAAUUAAGGAAAUGUUUUAUUUCAAUAGAAAUUUUUGAAAAUAAGAAUUUUAAAAGGUGCUUCAGCCUUGUAUUGUAAAUAAUAUGAAGACAAAUGAAUUUUGUAUGUUUUUAUUACUUUAAUCAUUGUUCUUUUAAGAAAAAAAAGCCUGCCAUUUUUAUAUGUUUUUGCUUUUGAGGGGAUUGCGAAAAGAGAAAAAAAAGCCUUGCUUUUAGUGUUUGUACUGCUGCUGGCCAGAAAAAAACUCAUUUUGAGAUGUUGGAACAGAUUGAGUGAAAGCAGGAAGUGCUCCUGCUGUCAUUCUGCGCCGAGACCUGGCCACAGCCACCUCAUCCAUCCCUCUGAGCUCAGCGAAGCUCACUCAGAGGGCCGCGAGACCCGGUGUCUUUCCGCUCACACCCCUCCCGUUUUCUUUCACAGCAACACGUCUUUAUGUUAGAGACCCCUGCAACGCUUCACCGCUGCUAGCAUGACACGUUAGCUUGUAAUGUCCUUGUGCAUAAAACCAGACCCACGUCCAGUUCAGAUUGCUUUACCAUUUGACCUUUACAUUCUACAUAGCCUUGAAGUCACAACAUGCUUGCCUGAGAUGCACCUUCCAUUAAAGGACGUUGUGCCAAAAACAGCAUUUUUUUUAUCGCUGACCUUGACUUGAGUUGUAAUUUGGCAGCCAAAUAUCCCCCACACCUAAAAAACAACAUCUUACGCCCCUAAGCUGCAACAUGUUUCCUAAAAAUCACACUUAGAACCAGGAGUUGAAUUUUACUUGUUCACAUAGUCCGAGUUGUAACGGUUUGCUUGACCUUACACGUGUUCACAAUCUGUGUCCUAUAAUUGGAGAAGUAGUAUUAUUUUUAUGUUUCUGGUCUAAAGAUGUUUGAUCUCAGACCCCCUAUGUUACAGAUUUAACAUCACUGGGAUGUUUGUGUUGAGGGGUGAAGCCUUUCAAUAAGCCCAACUACAAAAAAACGGUGUAUACAUUUUAAAAUGUACUUAAAAGAAGUUAAUUUAUAGUAAAAGAAAGAAAACACUGAAGCACAACUAUGCCACACUAUAUAAAAAGUGCCUCAAUAAUUUGGGAGCAUGCGAAUGAGUUUGUCCACGUCGAACAUUCUCCACCCAACAUUAGCGAUCAGGGACUCCACAUCAAAGUGUCUUUCAAAUAUGUGCAAGUCAAGAACUGACACUAAACUGAUCUGAAUGCAUCUCUAAAAACGUUUUUUUUUUAAACAAAAGUUUCAUUAAUAACGUAAGCCUAAACCAGAGGACCACAGAGUGUAGCCUGUUACAUUUACACAGCAGUGGAGAGAGAGGGCCAACGGUGCAGCCGGCCGGUAAACGAGGAUGCAUGCACGCUGAGGGAAGCUGCCAAUGAGCUGUGGGAGGAAGGUGCAGUAAGACGAUCCUCUUCCUCAGUCUCCAACCCACGCACGCCCAUGCAAUAGUCCUGUUACUCAGUGGAAGAUGUCUAGAUGCUGUGAAAUCCUGUUUUUUAAAAAAAUGUACUUGUUUAAAUUCAUUGUAAUGUAAUAUAUUCUUUGUUGAAUGUAGUAAUUAGGUAUUUAUGAAUAUAUGGCUGUGAUUUCAGACAAAAAAGAAAAUAAAAUACUUCAAAAAUGUUAAACAUUAA